AUGUUGAACAUGAUCCGUCACGGAGCGAGAAAGAUCUUCGCUGGCGAAUGCACAGGAGCUCUCGAUGUCAAUCUGAACAUCGAGGAAGUCCUCAAAGCCGGAGAAAAGAAAAAGCUGAGCAAAACUACAAGUCCUUUAUUAAGUCAACCAAGAGCGCAAACUAGCAACAAAAAAAAUCAAGUUCAUCGAUACUAUUUGCCAAGCGCACAGUUAUCAAUACACACCUCCAAUGAAGACCAAAAGCGCCUGUGUAUUCUUCAUUUUGAAGCUCAGUCAGAAAAAAUUCAUCUUCCGCAGAAGAUUUGCCCGAAUGGCAACCGAAACCUCAAGCGAGUCGGAGAGCGGAAACUUAUCUACAAAUCAGCUGAUGCUAAAAGAUCAAAGCGCACGAAAAAACCGUCACAAUUCCAGCAUUUUGGCAAGCAACAGUGCCAAAGCGAUGUCCACAACAUGAUUUACUCGAUUGAGAAGCGUUUUAGCAAAACGACAACGCAGCUGCAAAUGGAUGAAGAUCUCAAUGAAUACGAAAGUACCAGCUCCGAAAGCAGACCUCAACCUCAAAGAUUCGAUGGCAUAUCUUGA
Molecule: messenger RNA, 582 nt
Organism: Oikopleura dioica
Lineage: Eukaryota; Metazoa; Chordata; Appendicularia; Copelata; Oikopleuridae
Source: the annotation of a GenBank genome assembly